AUGCACUCAUCACUUUCGUUGCUCAUCGCCGCCCUUGCUGGCACUUCUGUGGCACUUCCAUAUGCCGAGAAUUGGGGCAACGGCACGACUACCAGUACCACCACCACGGCCAUAACCACCACUUCUUCGACCACAUCAUUGUAUUCGACCUCAAGCUCUUCUUCGGUUUCAUCCAGCAGCUCAUCCAGCACAAGCACAUCCACAACAACCAAGUGGGGUACUAGCUCGAGCUCAAGCUCCACCACUUCUCCAUCCACCUCAAGCUCAAGCUCUACCACCAAAUGGACCAGCUCGACGUCAGUGCCUUCGACAUCGACCACCAAGUCAACCAGCUCUUCUAGUACUUCUAGCAGCUCGAGCUCAACUACCAGCAAGCCCCAUACCAAGUGGACCAGCACAACUGUCUCCAGUACAACCGCCAAGCCUACAACUACCGACAUCUGGACGACCAUCACUGUCACUGACUGGAUUACUAAGACAUCAUUUGUGCCUUGCUCUACUGCUAUUGCAACUCAAUCUGGAACCACCUACUACUCCACUUGGUUGACCACUCAGUAUUUCACUACCACGACUUGCUAUCCUGUUGCAACUCACUAUCCUCAUCCACCUCCAGUCACAACCAUUAAGCCAACAACCACCGUUGCUCCUCCCCCACCUGUCACCGUCAUUCCUCCUCCACCAGUCAACACUUGCCCAGUUGUAACAAAAACCGUGACUGUCACCGUCAAUCAACCAGCACCAACUGGGUCUGGGUCUGGAACAUACUAUCCUCCUGGUCAAUGCCAUCAAUGUCAAACUAUCACUUAUGUUGACGUUUGGGGAUACGUUGUAACUAUUGCUAUUCCAGCUCCUCCAAAGCCCACCACAAGUACCACCAGCAGCGUGGUCAUCACCACCACCACUACUAAGCCACAUCACAGCAGCUCCACUGCCAGCUCUACAAAGUCCACGAGCGCAACUUCGUCUACCAAGAGCAGCUCCUCCAGCUCCACUUCCACAUCAUCCAGCUGGACUACCAAGAGCACCAGCACCAGUGCCAGCUCUACUUCUACUUCUGCCAGCUCAACAAAGACUACCAGUACCGCGAGCUCAACAUCAACCUCGUCCUGGGGUCCUAGCUCGACGUCAACCUCGUCCUGGGGUCCAAGCUCGACGUCAACCUCGUCAUGGGGUCCCAGCUCGACAACUACCACAGCUGCAACCACUACCAGUGUCGCCACCACGACAAGCGCAGCUAGUAAUCAACAGCCAACAACAUGGGCCAAGUUCUAA
This is a messenger RNA of Exophiala bonariae, 1272 nucleotides long. RefSeq lists its product as uncharacterized. The transcript has a single exon. Lineage: Eukaryota; Fungi; Ascomycota; Eurotiomycetes; Chaetothyriales; Herpotrichiellaceae. The coding region runs from base 1 to 1272 and encodes 423 amino acids. The record is from RefSeq and is a predicted model, not a curated record.